Molecule: messenger RNA, 1485 nt
Organism: Nothoprocta perdicaria
Lineage: Eukaryota; Metazoa; Chordata; Aves; Tinamiformes; Tinamidae
Product: serum amyloid P-component-like
Exons: 7
Coding region: 247-1476 (409 amino acids)
Biological process (GO): innate immune response
Molecular function (GO): complement component C1q complex binding
Source: RefSeq, a predicted model, not a curated record
CCCACGACGUCGGAUGAGACGGUGGUGGCUGGCGGUACGGUGGUACUCAAGUGCCAGGUGGAAGAUCCUGAUGACUCCUCACUGCAGUGGUCCAACCCUGCCCAGCAGACCCUCUACUUUGGGGAGAAACGAGCCCUGCGAGAUAACAGAAUUCAGCUGGAGAAGUCCACACCAAAUGAGCUGACCAUCAGCAUCAGCGAUGUGGUGCUCUCCGAUGAGGGAGAAUACACCUGCUCCAUCUUCACCAUGCCCGUGCGGACUGCCAAGGCCCUCGUCACCGUGCUAGGAGUCCCGCAGAAACCCCAAAUCUUUGGCCACGAGCAGCCCAUCGAUGAAGAGAAGGUAGCCCGGCUGACCUGCCGCUCCUCUGGCAGCAAGCCUGCAGCCCAGCUCCGGUGGAGGAAGGGCAACAAGGAGCUGAAGGAUGAAGGCACUGAGGUGGCAGAAGACUCUAAUGGGAAGACCUUCACUGUGAGCAGUCGGGUGGAGUUCCGUGUCACCAAAGAGGACAACGAUGCUGAAGUGACCUGUACUGUGGACCACGAGUCCCUGCAGAACACAGAGAGGUCAACCACACAGAAGCUGCAGGUCCACUACAAGCCAACAGCAAAGAUCGAGCCGCAUCCCCAGUACCCGCGGGAAGGCGAGAAGCUCCGGCUGCAGUGCGACGGGCAGGGCAACCCCGUCCCCCAGGAGUUCCUGUGGGAGAAGGAAGGCAGCGACACCCCGCUGCAGCUGAGCUCCGACAGCGUCCUCUUCUUCCCCUUCCUCAACAAGAGCGACAGCGGCACCUACGUCUGCACAGCCACCAGCUCCAUGGGCAGCGUCGUGGCCAAGUACAACCUGGACGUCAGUGACCUCUACAGAAAGGUGUUUGUCUUCCGGAAGGACCCCAGCGAUGCCUACGUGCUCCUAAAGGCGCAGACCGAGCAGCCGCUGCACAACUUCACCCUGUGCCUGAGGUCCUACACGGACCUCACCCGGCCCUACAGCCUCUUCUCCUACGCCACCAAGGCCCAGGACAACGAAAUCCUCCUCUUCAAGCCCAAGCCCGGCGAGUACCGGCUCUACGUGGGGGGCAAGUUCGUCACCUUCCGCACGCCGGAGGGCCGCUGGGACUGGGAGCACGUGUGCGCCAGCUGGGAGUCGGCCACCGGCCUCACCGAGUUCUGGUUCAACGGGAAGCCGUGGCCGCGCAAGGGGCUGCAGAAGGGCUACGCCGUGGGCGCCGAGGCCGUGAUCCUGCUGGGGCAGGAGCAGGACGCCUACGGCGGCGGCUUCGACCCCUACAACUCGUUCACGGGCGAGCUGGCCGACGUCUACCUGUGGGACGUGGGGCUCUCGCCCGACAAGAUGAGAGCCGCCUAUCAGUCCCUGCGGCUGCCGCCCGCCGUGCUGGCUUGGAAGAGCUUGAGCUACGAAAUGAAGGGGGACGUGGUGGUGAAAGCCAGGCUGCGGGAGGCCCUGGUGCUCUAGGAAGGGGUC